AGCCUCGAAAGUGUAUGCUUUAGUGAGGGCAAAUUUCCAUCGCGUAUCUAAAUUGAAGAUUGUGACUAGUUUCGACGAAUGAGAACUUGGUGACAUGUUCGCCUAGUGCCUAGUAAAAUUUUGAGUGAGUUCCUUCGCAAAAAAUUGAAAGCGGCCUACAGAUAGCGUGGGGAACGACAAGAAGAUCGAUCAUCCGACGCCGACGCCGCGACGCCCCCCACCGUCCGCGAACCGACGUGGUGACGACCGUGCGACAGCUGGUCGAGCGAGAACUGAACUGAAAAGCCAUGAAGACGCUUCUCCUCGUGUCCUCUGUGGGGUUCCUCGCGUUCCUCGUCUUGGGGUCCGUCGCCGGGUUCGAGUUCAAGCACCACAACAAUGACGAGCUGCUCGCAGUGCUGCGUGACGUCAACGCUAGGUGCGAGAACGUCACUCGAGUGUACGCGCUCAAUGAGCCGUCGGUGCUCGGAGUGCCCCUCUAUUUGAUCGAGUUCGGUACCAGGCCCGGGCGCCACGAGCCCCUGAAACCCGAGUUCAAGUACAUCGCGAACAUGCACGGCAACGAGGUACUGGGCCGCGAACUUUUGCUCAAACUCGCGGACCACCUGUGCGAGAGGUACCUCGCGGGCGACCCCGAGAUCACCCUCCUGAUCCGCACCACCAGGAUCCAUCUGAUGCCCAGCAUGAACCCCGACGGCUGGCAGCUGGCCACCGACACGGGCGGCCAGGACUACCUCAUAGGACGUACUAAUAACAACUCUGUGGAUCUGAAUCGAAACUUCCCCGACUUAGACCGCAUAGCGUUUACCAACGAGGUGGAGAACGUUGACCGGAAUAAUCAUCUGCUCGAGCAAGUUACCCGCAUCAACGAUCCCUUGCAGCCCGAGACCCGAUCGGUCAUCCGCCUAAUAAUGCAGAUCCCGUUCGUUUUGUCCGCAAAUUUGCACGGCGGAGACUUGGUGGCGAACUACCCCUACGACGAGAGCCGAUCCGGUAGUCAGAAGGACGAAUACACUGCGACGCCUGACGACGAGACGUUCCGGUAUUUGGCGCGCGUAUACGCGGACAACCAUGCGGACAUGGCGAAUGUCAACAGAAAGAGCUGCGGCGACGCGGACAGCAACCACUUCGCGAAGCAGGGCGGUAUCACGAACGGAGCGCAGUGGUACAGCCUGCAGGGCGGCAUGCAGGACUUCAAUUACUUGUCGAGUAACGACUUCGAGUUGACGUUGGAGCUAGGCUGCGAGAAAUACCCUGCGGCGUCCACCUUGAGAGACGAAUGGCAGCGGAAUCGACGGGCGCUACUGAGUUUCGCGUGGCAGAGUCACAUCGGUAUCAAGGGCGUGGUCUAUGACAGCGAAUCCAAGAUGCCGGUCAGCAACGCUGUCGUCCACGUUAGGAACGUCACCGGCGGACAGUCGGCCGACAUCAAACACGACGUUACGUCAGUAAAUGGUGGCGAUUACUAUAGAUUACUUACGCCCGGCACCUACAAGGUGACCGUCUACAAGGAGGGCUACUUCCCGCACACCAAGCUGGUGACGGUUACGAAUCCGCCAUUUUCCGAAGCCCAGAGGGUCGAUUUUCCCCUGAGACCGCUGGCGAAUUCAAAACGUUGGCAGAAACUCGCGUCCCACCGCUUAUCCAAAUACAACCGGCGGAUAAUUUUCUUGAUUCGAAACUCCGAGACCAGUACGGCAGCCAAAGCCAAGGUUGGGCGACUUGGGCAGACGAAAGGGAACCGGUCCUCGAACCCAUAGCCCUUCAGUAGUUAAUAUAUAACAUACAUAACGGGUCGUGCACGUUAUUUGUUUCCGUUUCGGUCGAUUUCUUGUAGAUUUAGGCAAAAAUUUUAGCGCACUAUAUCAUAACAAUAAAUAAACUAAAUGAGUUGUAGCACAUAUAUGGAAUCUGACAAGAAUUAACUGUCUAUCAGAAUUAUCCAAGGAACGUUGAAUUAAAUAUAAUUCAUUACAUGGA
Cylas formicarius (sweet potato weevil) is the source of this 1980-nucleotide messenger RNA. RefSeq names its product carboxypeptidase E-like. The record is from RefSeq and is a predicted model, not a curated record. Bases 288 to 1760 code for a protein of 490 amino acids. The transcript has 9 exons. Gene Ontology annotation, biological process: proteolysis. Gene Ontology annotation, molecular function: metallocarboxypeptidase activity; zinc ion binding. Lineage: Eukaryota; Metazoa; Arthropoda; Insecta; Coleoptera; Brentidae.